AUGAGACAAGACGAGAUGGAAAUCAACUCGCAUUACAGAAAGACUCAGAAGGCUGAUUUGAUUAAUCUAAACGUCGACUCGACCUAUGGCUCCGAUCAAGACUCGGCCUACACCGGCUCCAUCACAUCGUCCAUCUACAACUACCAGUAUGAAAACGGCCGUCGCUAUCACGCUUACAGAGAGGGCCAGUACGUCCUGCCCAACGACCAGCAAGAACAGGAGCGGCUCGAUCUCCAGCAUCACAUAUGGCGCCUCCUAAUCGGCGGCCGCCUCUUCACAGCGCCUCUGCCGUCGCCCGACAGCGAAGACGAGCUGCGCAUCCUCGACUUGGGCACGGGUACCGGCAUCUGGGCGAUUGACAUAGCCGACGAGUUCCCCAACUCGUCCGUCUUUGGCGUCGACCUGUCGCCGAUCCAGCCUGAAUGGGUGCCCAACAACUGCCGCUUCCACGUCGACGACUACGAGGAUCAGUGGACGUACCACGAGGACGAAAGGUUCGACUACAUACAUGGUCGGGCCCUCAGCGGCACGUCAGCUGACUGGCCGCGGUUUUAUCAGCAAGUGAUGCAGAACCUCAAGCCCGGCGGCUGGCUGGAGAUGCAGGAGUACGAUGCGUGGAUCUUCAGUGAUGACGAUAGCUGUGACCGCGCGCCAUGGACGAUGGAAUGGGUCGACAAGCUGGACGCUGCGAGCAAGAUGUACGGCAAGCAGAUUAACGUGGCCCAGUAUCAGAAGCAGUGGAUCCUCGACGCGGGUUUCGAGGAUGUUGAGGAGAAGAUAUACAGGAUACCGAUCGGACCAUGGGCCAAGGAUCCUACACUAAAGGAGCUGGGCAAGUUUGAGCUCACGCACAUGCAAAUGUCUGUCGACUCGCACACGCCAGCCCUUUUCACGCGCGUAUUGAACUACUCGAAAGACCAGGCAGAUGUGCUGAUGGAGGGUGUCAAGCGAGAGUUUCGAAGCCGAGACCUCCGGUUGAUUACUAGCUAUCGGUUUAUCGUGGGGAGGAAACCUCUCGACUCAUAGGGGAGGGGGGGUGUAGAUGAGGCGAAGGAGGAUGGGCUGAUAGAGCUGGCUUUCGGGCUGUAUCGAGAAUGCAUGUGUGAUGGGACAUUGAGACGGUGAGAGGGGAUUUGAGAUUUUUUGCAUUGAUUUGUUUUGUUUGCUUCUUAAAGCGUAUAUUAAUUUGGAAUUUGAAUACAGCUAUUUUUGCCAU
Trichoderma virens Gv29-8 is the source of this 1216-nucleotide messenger RNA. RefSeq lists its product as uncharacterized. NCBI's taxonomy places the organism in Eukaryota, Fungi, Ascomycota, Sordariomycetes, Hypocreales, Hypocreaceae. The coding region runs from base 1 to 1026 and encodes 341 amino acids. The record is from RefSeq and is a predicted model, not a curated record. Gene Ontology annotation, molecular function: methyltransferase activity. The transcript is spliced from 3 exons.